Cuscuta campestris is the source of this 988-nucleotide messenger RNA. NCBI's taxonomy places the organism in Eukaryota, Viridiplantae, Streptophyta, Magnoliopsida, Solanales, Convolvulaceae. The record is from the annotation of a GenBank genome assembly.
GGAUGAUUUCAAAUCAAAGGUGAAAAUGCUGGAAGCUCUUCAAGAUAUUGAGAUUGCUUCAAGACUUGUAGGACUUGGUGGUGAUGAUAAUUCUUCCCUGGAUGAGAAGUAUGAAAAACUACGAUGUGAAAUUUCUCCUAUUCCUCAUGACUGUGAAGAUUACCAUUUGGUUGAGAAGUAUCUCCAAUCUACUCAUGCUCCCACUCAUAAGGACUGGUCUCUCGAAGUGCUAGAAGUGUUUUCUCUAGAACGAAAAGGGGAAUUCGACAAGUUUGCUCCUUUGAGAAAUAAAUUAAAGAAUAGAAUGCUUUUAUGGCAUGGUUCACGCCUGACAAAUUUUGUGGGCAUUCUUAGCCAAGGACUGAGGAUUGCUCCUCCAGAAGCCCCAACUACUGGAUAUAUGUUUGGCAAGGGAAUUUACUUUGCUGACAUGGUCAGUAAGAGUGCUCAGUAUUGUUUCACAAACCGGAAUAAUCCUGUGGGCUUUAUGCUGCUCAGUGAAGUUGCUUUGGGAAAUAUCUAUGAGCUAAAAAAUGCUCAAUACAUGGACAAGCCCCCAAGAGGGAAACAUUCCACAAAAGGUCUUGGCAUGACAGUACCCGAAGAAUCUGACUAUGCCAAGUGGAGGGGUGAAGUAGUUGUGCCUUGUGGAAAACCGGUGCCAUCAAAAGUGAAGGGAUCAGAGCUUCUAUACAAUGAAUAUAUUGUCUAUGAUGCUGCACAGGUCAAGCUGCAGUUCUUAGUGAAGGUGAAGUUUCAGUACAAGAGGUGAACCGUAUGACUGUUUUUCGUAGUUGUUUCUGCUUUGUAGAAUCCUAGUCUUUUUGGAUGUUCUACCCACUAAGUACCUCUACAUUUUGGUUUUAUGGUGUGUCUGAAUCGGCCAAAUCUCGUUUUGGGGUGGGUGACUGGAGAUUUGGCUUCAUCCAAGACACCAAAACCAUGUCUAAAUAUGGCUUUUUGUAAGAUAUAAAAUCUAACUCUGUUU